Messenger RNA from Lucilia cuprina (Australian sheep blowfly), 1614 nucleotides. RefSeq lists its product as uncharacterized. The record is from RefSeq and is a predicted model, not a curated record. The transcript has 3 exons. Lineage: Eukaryota; Metazoa; Arthropoda; Insecta; Diptera; Calliphoridae. The annotation marks the transcript as partial.
UGGGCCUUACAACAUUUACAAACUAUUUUUUGUUUGUUUUGUUUUUGUCACCCACUAGUAGAAGAACCACCCAAUUAUCAGUUUGUAAGAAAAAAUGCAAUACGAAAAAAAUCGACUUCCAGCAUAUCCGGUUCAAUAAUACGACGAAAUGAACGGCAAUUAAAGGAUAUACUGGAAAUGGAUAAUAACGAAAAUCCAGUAGACUAUAUCAACUUUAAUGAGGAUGAUGUCUUUGGUGAAAGUACGACGACAAAGACAACAACAACAAAUACCACCAAGUCAGGGGGUUAUAGCAACCUCUUUGAUGAUUUCGAUACGCUUCUUUCACUGGACACUGCUGACAAUAGUCAGCAGACAAAAUUCAAAGAAUUUGAAAGUGAUUAUGUGAAUGUAGGUAGAGAAUACUUGGCAAAUGGUAGUAGCAGUAAAUUUACGCCUUUGGCUUUGGCAGCUCAUGCUACUGCCAUGGCGGUACUGGGUAAUCAAAGUCAUUUCAAUACUCAACUUCAAGCAGCAGAAAUGGCAGCAGCAGCAGCAUCAAAACCUGCCUUUACAAACCAAUGGGAUGUAUGGUCUACAGCUAGGGAUACAACAAAGACAAGCACAACGAUGGCAACAACAACACCCUGGUUUCCUAACAACAAUAAUUUAAUUCAAGUGCCACCAACACAACAGCAGCAGCAACAAUUUCCUUAUGCUUCGAUAGGCAAUUACAAUUCGGGGAAUUUACAACAACAACUGCAACAAGCCCUACCAACACAACAACAACAAUACUAUCCCUCCAGCACAUUUUCAACACAAUCAUUAACACAAUCAUCAGCAACAAAAUUCGAAAAUGCCAAAACAUCAGCAAUAACGUCAACAUCCAUAAUAACAACAACAGCAUCACCAACAACGAGUCUUCCAAUUAAUAAUAACAAUAAUAAUAAAAAUUCCACCACAAAUGGUUUUAAUAAUAACAUCCACAACAACAACAAUAUAAAUAAUAACAAUAAUUCCUCAGCACCCGCAGAAGAUCGUUAUGCAGCCUUAAAAGAUUUGGAUGAACAAUUAAGAGAAAGUAAAGCUGUGGCUGCCCAGGCUGCCUCAAUAGUAACAGCAAAUGUGGUUGAUUCUGGUUUUGGCAAUCCCAAUGUUAACGGCACCGUAAAUCCUUUUGCUACACAUCAUCAUCAGCAACAGACAGCUGUUGUCAAUCCUUUUCAAAAUGUUGCCAACAAUCCAACGCAAAAUACAACACAACAGUUGUUUGGUCAAAUGACUUUAAUACCAAAUGGAAUAGCUGCGGCAAAUGGUUUUUUAAAUGCUCAAAAAACUCAUACUGCCAAUACAGGAUUCUUUAAUUAUACGGCAAGUGGAUUCACAAAUGCCAAUACACCACAAAUACAACAUCAGCAACAACAACAACAGCAUCAGGCAUCCAUUUUGUAUCCAACAUCAAUACAAACAGGACCAAAUGGUUGUGGCUUUGGUUUCGGUACACUACAACAGCAAAUCGCCUCAACUGGCACGGGUCUAACAACAAAUACUUUUAAUAAUCCUUUUGCUGUAAGUUACACACCCACACAUACACACACACACAACACAUCUUUUUUAUAACAUUUGUUGCCACAU